UUUCCUCUCACUCUUCUUCUGCGCUUCUUCACGAGAGAGAGAGAGAAGAGGAAAACGCGAAGAAUACGCAGAAUCCAUCCAAUUUAGGGUUAGGGCUGCCCCUAAUCUGGAAGCCUGUUCCUGGUUUCUGAUCUGUUUUCCGGAUCCAAAAAGAUGGGCGCCAAUUCGCUUCCGACGGAUGCAACCCUCGAUCUAGAUGAGCAGAUCUCGCAGCUCAUGCAGUGCAAACCUCUUUCCGAGCAACAGGUUAGAGCAUUAUGUGAGAAAGCUAAGGAGAUCUUGAUGGAUGAAAGCAAUGUUCAGCCUGUUAAAAGCCCUGUGACAAUUUGUGGUGAUAUUCAUGGACAGUUCCAUGAUCUUGCAGAGCUUUUCCGUAUAGGGGGAAAGUGCCCUGAUACCAACUAUCUGUUUAUGGGAGACUAUGUUGACCGUGGAUAUUAUUCUGUCGAAACUGUUACGCUGUUAGUUGGCUUAAAAGUACGGUAUCCGCAGCGAAUCACUAUUCUGAGAGGAAACCAUGAAAGUCGUCAGAUUACUCAGGUUUAUGGAUUUUAUGAUGAAUGCCUGCGAAAGUAUGGCAAUGCAAAUGUUUGGAAAAUAUUUACAGACCUCUUUGACUAUUUCCCACUGACAGCCUUGGUGGAGUCGGAAAUAUUCUGUCUUCAUGGUGGAUUGUCACCAUCUAUUGAGACACUUGACAACAUUAGGAACUUCGAUCGAGUUCAAGAAGUUCCGCAUGAAGGACCUAUGUGUGACUUGUUAUGGUCUGAUCCUGAUGACAGAUGUGGCUGGGGAAUCUCUCCUCGUGGUGCUGGAUAUACAUUUGGUCAGGACAUUUCCGAACAAUUCAAUCACACUAACAACUUAAAGCUGAUCGCCCGAGCGCAUCAGCUGGUUAUGGAUGGAUUCAACUGGGCACAUGAGCAAAAGGUGGUUACUAUAUUCAGUGCACCAAACUAUUGCUAUCGCUGUGGAAACAUGGCCUCGAUUCUUGAGGUCGAUGACUGCAGGAACCACACGUUCAUUCAGUUCGAACCAGCACCGAGGAGAGGAGAGCCAGAUGUGACUCGAAGGACACCCGACUACUUCCUAUGAAGACACUCAGCUCCUCCUGCAGCGGCAAAGUCCAGUUGUUGGUUUUUGAAGAUCUCUGCUUAUUCCAUUUGGUUCAACGCAUUUGUGUUCCAGGUUGCUUAAAAUCAAUUUAGCCAUUUCCCUUGGAAUAGUGUAAUAUAGGCAAAGAGGUCAAUGAACUUUAAAACCUCUUAUGAACAUGUGUUUGGCUGAACUUAUUUAGCUCCCUUCUGCAUCAGAAUAUGUUUAUUGUGAGAUAUUAUUCCGAUUUAUUUCACGUUAUCCCCUUUGUUCCAUA
Messenger RNA from Capsella rubella, 1372 nucleotides. RefSeq names its product serine/threonine-protein phosphatase PP2A-4 catalytic subunit. Gene Ontology annotation, cellular component: cytosol. The transcript has 11 exons. The coding region runs from base 154 to 1095 and encodes 313 amino acids. The record is from RefSeq and is a predicted model, not a curated record. Gene Ontology annotation, biological process: peptidyl-serine dephosphorylation; mitotic cell cycle. NCBI's taxonomy places the organism in Eukaryota, Viridiplantae, Streptophyta, Magnoliopsida, Brassicales, Brassicaceae. Gene Ontology annotation, molecular function: protein serine/threonine phosphatase activity.